AUUAAAGAUGGGGUAAAAAAUAAAAAUAAAGAAACAGAAGUUUCGAUGUGGAAAAACUGAAAAAGAGAGCACUAGCAGUCCUCAUUUGCUAACCUUACCGUCAACUUUCGUUUAUAAAAUGCAUCCACGUGUUAUAAUACAAAUAUUCUACAAUUUUUCCAUUUAUAAAGCUCCCUUAACAAACCAUCCUUCUGCCAGUUUCUCAAUUCACCAUCCAUCCAUGGCCUCCAUAAGUUCUCUGAAAAUGACUUCUUCCCUCAGAAUUUCCCACCCAAGAUCUAUCCCUAUUAAUCCUCAAACCCAAAACCAUGUAGGUUCUAGUUUCUUUCAGUCCUUCCCAACCAAAAGUUUAAAUUUCUCAACUACCCAGCAUGUAUCAACAACCAGAAGAAGUUCUUCCAAGAACAUCACAACCACUGCAUUCUUCUUCAAUAACCCAAAGCAGCAUCAAGAUUCUUCAAAGCCAGCCAAAGUUCAAGAACUCUCUGUCUAUGAGAUCAAUGAAGGUGACAGAGGCAGUCCUGCAUACCUUAGGCUAAGUCAAAAAUCUGUCAACUCUCUUGGAGAUUUAGUGCCAUUCAGCAACAAGCUCUACUCUGGAAACUUAGAAAAGAGGUUAGGGAUAACUUCAGGCUUAUGUGUUCUCAUACAGCAUGUACCUGAGAAAAAGGGUGACAGAUAUGAGGCCAUUUACAGCUUCUACUUUGGAGACUAUGGUCACAUAUCAGUUCAAGGACCUUAUCUGACAUACCAAGACACAUAUCUGGCUGUAACUGGAGGCUCUGGGAUCUUUGAAGGUGUGUAUGGACAAGUGAAACUUCAGCAACUUGUAUUCCCAGUCAAGUUGUUCUACACUUUCUACUUGAAGGGUAUUCCUGAUUUGCCACCUGAGCUACUAGGGAAGCCUGUUGAACCAUCACCUAAAGUUGAGCCUUCUCCAGCUGCUAAGGCUACUGAGCCUAAUGCCUCUUUACCAAACUUCACAAACUGAUGCUGCAACUUUGCUUCCUUUCUGAAAGUUUUUUAGUUUUUGAACUCAAAAUAAACAAACUCUGGUUGUUUGCCUAUUUGCUAUAUUAUUCAAUCUUCUUUUGCUUGUGCUGGACUAGAAGUGAAUUGGAAUUACAUUUUGUGCUUCUGGAGAAUCAAUUUCACACCACUUUUUCUUUAGCUGAUUCUAGAUCUAAUAUGG
Molecule: messenger RNA, 1192 nt
Organism: Gastrolobium bilobum
Lineage: Eukaryota; Viridiplantae; Streptophyta; Magnoliopsida; Fabales; Fabaceae
Product: allene oxide cyclase, chloroplastic-like
Exons: 2
Coding region: 119-991 (290 amino acids)
Biological process (GO): jasmonic acid biosynthetic process
Molecular function (GO): allene-oxide cyclase activity
Source: RefSeq, a predicted model, not a curated record